UGCCUGUGUAAUCUCCGUGUGUUUAUAGAGAUGUAUUUGUACAUUCGUUUAUUCAUCGAUUCACCGAUUGCAGUUGCCUGCGGGUGUGGGCGCAAAUUUAGGUGUAUGCCUCUGUGCAUGCCUCUGUCUAUUCGAAUCGAUGUGCGUCAAUCUGCAUGUGAAAAUGUCUUUGCGCAUCGCGAGAGAGAGGGACGAGGACGGAACGCGAUCAAGAAAGUAGAUCCGAAUUGCGAUUUGCACCUUUCUCUAAACCUGUUCUGAUCUUUGCCGACACACUUGUGCCUGAAAGAAGCUCGCUAAACCACGAAACCCGAAUUUGUCAAAGACCUAGCGGAGACGCGGAAGCGGUUUUUUUCAAGGAAGACAGACAGAGAAGUCUUGGUGCCCGUCGGCGCUCUUUGGAGGCGCUCGCGCAUGCACGCGUCCCGUUGGAAAACUUCGGGUGUGUGUCUCCAGCACAAAUUGAAGGUUCUUGCUCCCCUGAAGGCCUCGCUUGAAACGAAGCCGCUUCUCUUCCACUUGACGCCCUUAACUCUCGAUCUCUGCUUCCCCGUUUUCCUCACCAAGUUUCCCCGUUUUCCUCACCAAGUUUCCCCUUAGCGUAAAACCUAAACGCCUCUCUCGCGUCCACAGGGUUGUCUCAGUGGCCGCUGCCUUCUUCGCAUGUGUGUACCAAAUCUCCUCCCCUCGUUUUCAAGGUUCCUGGAGACUCUGGUAGUGACCAAAGGCCCAGGUCGCACAGAAUGCCAGGGGAAGACCUGGCAGGUCUUUUCACUCUUCGCCACUGCAUGCGCCUCCACAGACACCCGCAAAGUCGCGAGCCACAGCCGACAGAAAAGAAAAAAAGCAGAGACAGACAAAGGAGUUUUUCUGCUUCCCUUUCUUUCCUCCUGUGCAUCACUGAAGGCGGAGGCGGCGGCUGCCACUUGGUCUCCGGUGUACGUACAGCCGGAGCCUGCGCUCUGGCAGAGCUGGCGAAGCACUCCUGACGGCCGCGUUGCUCACAGCGAGUUGCAAUUCGAGAAACAAACAGCAAUGUGGAGUUUUUCUUUGUCUCGUCCUCUCCUUUCUUCUGGAGGACUGAGGUCGCACCUCGCGGAAAGGAGACAGCAAUCGACACAAUUUUUAGACUCCGCGGCCGCCUCUCCCGCUCUCUCUCCACUUCUCUGUUCUUGCGAAUAUUCUCGACUGUAUCCACCUUCUCUGAAGUCUCGAGGUUUUCACUCGGAACGCCUCUUGCCUUCUGCGUCUCAUUCCGAGUGCCGGGUCGGCUUUCAUGUCUCGCGUUUCCGGUUUCAAGGAUCGACUUCUACACGCUCGAUUUCUUCCGCGGCGAGAACUGCGGCCCAGCACCUGCCUGCUUCGUCAUCGUCUUGUGUCUUCACUCAUGCUUUCUCUCCCUCGCAGCCUCCCUUCCUUCGUUCGCAGGGAACGCGCUUUCUGCCCGACCCAACGCUGACCUUUGCUCUCCCGCAGCUGGUCGGCUCUGCUUUCUGUUCUUUGCGGUCUUCUUCAGUCUGUCGUCCCCCGUCUCUCUCUUCUCCCUUUUCUUCCCUCUGUCAGCUCUCCUUGCCUUUUCUCUCGCGCGCCGUUGCUCGCUCAGUCGUCUCUUCUUCUUCGUCGAUAGCUUCUCCUUCCUCGAGCUUCUCCUCCUCGAGUCUCUCUGCUGCCUCCUCUCCACCGCGUCCCCCCUCGUCUCGUUCUUCGUCAUGGUCUCUUUGGUACGUUUCUCUCUCUGCAAAUUCUUCUGCGACACCGCAAGAGCUUCUGCGUCUCCCUCCCUCUCCUGCGUCUUCUCCUUCCCUCUCGCCUUCUUCCUCUGCUCCCUCGUCUUCGGUUCAAGAUGAACAGAGAGAACCUGUGCGGGGGGAAGGGCGGGAGGAGCAGUCGAACGGCGACUCUCGAGGAAGUUCGAGGAGCUUUGCAGCCUUGCCAAUCACCAGUUUGUCGGUGGGUCGGACACACGGCGCCUGCGUGAUCGACGGGAAGGUCUUCGCGUUCGGCAGAAGCAACGCGAAAGGCCAGCUCGGCUCGGCGCUGGCGUCUUCCGCUCUCCGUCCUUCCGGAGGUUCUUCCUUCUCUCCCAUCGUUUCUCUUCUCGCGCCUCUUGCCUCUUUCUUCUCCUUCGCCAGCGCUCCCGCCUUCGAGUUAAUGCAAGUAGACCCACCUGAGGGCGGCUGGAAAGGGAAGGUCGUGAAGGUCGCCUGCGGCGCCACGCACGCAUGCGCCCUCACCGACCUCGGGUGUAUGUACACCUGGGGAGCGCCUUCGGGCCUCUUUCAGGGCAGCCCCCUUGGAGUGGGCGACUGCCGCCGCCGCGUCCGCCCAACUUUGGUUUCUUCGUUCGUUCGAGCGAGAGAACAUGUCGAGGACGUCGCCUGCGGACCUUCCUGGACGCUCUGCACCACCCGCAGCAACCGCGUGUACGCGGCAGGCAGUUCGGACUUUGGAGUGACUGGCCGUGGCGCGACGGGAAGUUCUUCCGUCUUCCAGGAAGUCGAGUUUUUCCACUCGGUUCUUCUCCCCUCUUCUCCAUCUUUCGCCGCGACUUCCGCCUUUUCGCCAGCCUUCUCUUCUCCCGGCGUUCGUACGCCUGGGGGUCCUUCACGCGCGGCGGCGCCUGCAGGCGCGGAACAGGGCAUCUCUGCGGGGGACUCGCAGCUUUUCUCGCCGUCGCUCGAGUCUCUCGGCGCCUUGCAAGGUCUCACAGCUGCAGAGAUGCAGGCCCAGUUGCGUGGACAGCUUCCAGUGCACUUCCGGGAGAAGCUGCGCGAAAGGCGCUCUCUCGACGAGGAGCCAGCGGCGAGAAACAGUUCCAGCUUCCCUGCCUCCAGGUCCUUCCUGUGCGGCCUCCCAAACUCCGAGGCCGCGACGCGGAGCUGCCCCGCAGAACAUCCCCCCCUCCCUGGGAGGCGCCAGACGCCGCGCGACGUCUGCGGUGUACGUACACCCGAGCCCGGGAGAGCCGGCGACGCCACAGGCUCUUUUCGAGCGCAGCGGCGCGAAACUGGAUGCAGAGAAGGCGGAGCAGUUCUCGAGUGUGGGGGAACAGAGAGAGUUGCGGGAGUCUCUGCCCGCGGCGAGCCGGGAGACAGAGCGGAGAGGGCGCUGAGGAGGACUGGCCUGGUGCCGAGUCCCGAUGCUGCGUCGCGCGCGAGCGGCGAGUCUCCGGGUGUCGCGGGGACCAGGGAAGGACAGAAGGGUGGAAACGACGGCGAAACCGAUUCCUUUCACCACGGAGAAAUGCACAGCAGAAAACAGACGAAAGUGCGACACAUUGCAUGCGGCUCUCGGCACUCUCUCCUCGCCACCGACGACGGUCGUUUGUGGGCAUGGGGGAGAAACGAAGAGGGACAGCUUGGCAGAGAAGUCGAGGCCACAGCAAUGACGGGCGCCAGCAUCAGCUUUUCUCCCUACCCUGUCCUCGUCCACUCUCUGCUCCGAGGCGGCGCGCGCGUCUCUCAGGUGGCUGGAAGUUCCACGCAGUCCUUCGCGCUCUCGGAGGACGGAAGUCUGCAUGCCUGGGGCGGCAGCUGGGGAAGAAAACCUGUGGCUAUGACUCUCCACCCUCGCUUCGAGCAGAGCGCGAUAAAGGGGAAUGUCACGAAGCUCGCCGCAGGAUGGGAGGAGCGAGAAGACGAAGACUGCGUUCUGGCUGUCACAGAUUCCGGCGAUCUCUACGUCUGGGGCGCCUCUCUCGCCGCCUCGUUCCGCGCGGCGGCGUCUGCCGCUGUUGCCUCCAUGCCGGGCGCCAGGCCUGAAAAAGAGUCAACGCAUGCUGAGUCCGAGACGCGGGAAGGAGCACGAGACAAAGAGCCUGUGAAAAUCGAUAGAACAAAGCUUUUCGGUGGCGGGGCAGUGCGCGAUGUCGCAUGCGGCCCUCUUGGCGUUCUCGUUCUCGUCGAACACUGAAGACAGAAAAAAAACAGGAAGGUUUCCUCCCGUUUUUUGUAGUCUUCAGAUUUGAUAGUUUUUCCUCCUCUGUUUUCUUGAUCACUUUUUCUCGGACUCUGUAAUUUUCCUUCGCUCUCUCUAAUUCGAUGAGUCGUUCGCCUCCGUCCUGGUUUUCAGUCUGUGAUGCGCAGUCAAAAACACAUCGAAUGCCGUCGUCCGGCGGAUCUUUCGUUCUUUCUCUCCACAUGGUCUUUCUGCUUCCUACCAGCGCGGUCUCCUUUCGCGGUCUCUUGUCCUCUCUCGUCUCCUCUCAUCUUCCCCCUUCUCUCUCUCUUCUUGUUUUGUCUUCUCCAUCUUCACUUGUUCUGUCUUCCUCUCAUCUUCCCCCUUCUCUCUCUCUUCUUGUUUUGCCUUCUCCAUCUUCACUUGUUCUGUCUUCCUCUCUUCUUCCCCCUUCUCUCUCUCUUCUUGUUUUGCCUUCUCCAUCUUCACUUGUUCUGUCUUCUCUCUUCUUCCCCCUUCUCUCUCUCUUCUUGUUUUGCCUUCUCCAUCUGUUGCUUUCUCGCUCUUCGCCCCCUUCCUGCUUUCUCGUUUUUUCUUCUCCUCCAUAAGGCUGGCGCCUGCGCCUGUCUGUUGUCUACUGGCUGCCGACGACCCAUUUCGUCGAAGCAUUUUUCCCGCUAGUCUUUGCGUCCUUGUUUCCCUCUGUCUCCCCGUAUCACGGGAGAGACAGACGGAAGCGGGGAAAGCCUUGAGAGAAACGACGCAUUUUUCGGAAGCACACCGCUGUCGCUUGAAGCAGUUCGUCGUUGAAAGAACGCAUAAGACGCGUCAGCUGGUCAUGCAUCUCCAGGGUGUAUGUUCGAAACUGCGAGAGCAACAAAAAGAAGGCGUCCGUAGCAACGCACCCUCAACGCAAGAGAGCCAGAUUUCCACGGUCCUGCUCCUUCGUCAGAAAGAAGAGGCAAUGGCUCUUCGACUCUAUACCGUGUUUGUCGUAGAGUGCGAACUUCUUUACUAUUCUUGGUAGUGAGGCUCCUGUCUGUUGAAUUGGAGGACAUCCUGUUCUGGGUCAAGUCCUGAAGCUCUCACGGUGCAAAUGCCUACGAUCUCUGCUGAAAGACGAUGUGCUACUUCUUCAUCGGCUUGAAUCUUUUGCCGGAGAUCUGUUUCUCCUUCGCUGGCGUACGCGAUCGGUUUCGGGAUUGUAGGUCAACUUCUCGACAAACGAGACUAUCUGUGGGGGCGAAGCAGAGGGAAGAGUUUCACAGCAUGUCCGUUCAGGCAAGUACACGCUUCUGAUGCAGCCUGCGUUUUGAACUCUCGCGACGCGGGGUGGUACGCUCUACGCUGAGUCGAUACAGAGGACUUGGCGAGAGUUUUUCGAGUUCUGAGGUUCCUCUUUUUUCCGGGGCGAAGAACAGUCCAGGACAGGCCAAUGCAGACCUCAGGACGAGCACAGGAGGCGAGUCGACAGAUGCACAGGAACAAAGCGAGUCAAUUGAACAUGGCGAAGACAGGGUCGAAGAGCGUAUUUGUCCACGCCCCCUGGAGAGAGGACGACGAGAUGAUUUGGGAGGUGUAUUCCCGCAAGUAAUAAGAGGGAAGGCCUUCUCACUUUGUAGAAGGGCAGACUGUAUUGCUCAAGAGACGAGGUCGAUUCAGUCAGAAAGGAGAGCCUUCGUUAAAACAGCGUCUGCGGGUCUUCUCUUGGAGGCACACGCCAAACGGCGCCUUUCUCGAGUCCUCUCUGGGUGGACGCGUCUUCGCCUUUUCCAUUCUCUGGCCAGGUCGACUUCUG
Molecule: messenger RNA, 5695 nt
Organism: Toxoplasma gondii ME49
Lineage: Eukaryota; Apicomplexa; Conoidasida; Eucoccidiorida; Sarcocystidae
Product: regulator of chromosome condensation (RCC1) repeat-containing protein
Exons: 7
Coding region: 664-3912 (1082 amino acids)
Source: RefSeq, a predicted model, not a curated record